Messenger RNA from Poecile atricapillus (Black-capped chickadee), 837 nucleotides. It is a transcript of the gene ERH, whose product is annotated as ERH mRNA splicing and mitosis factor. Bases 137 to 451 code for a protein of 104 amino acids. The record is from RefSeq and is a predicted model, not a curated record. The transcript is spliced from 4 exons. Lineage: Eukaryota; Metazoa; Chordata; Aves; Passeriformes; Paridae.
CUGCGCGCGGCGCUCUGGCGCGAGCGGCUCUAUGGUGGCGGCCGUUGGCGCGGCGGCGCUUCCGGCGGGCGCGGAGGCCUGUGGGGGAUCGCCGCGCGCCACUUCUGCCCGCCGGUGCUGAAGGAGCGGAGCCGCCAUGUCUCACACAAUUCUACUUGUCCAGCCUACCAAGAGGCCAGAAGGCAGAACAUAUGCUGAUUAUGAAUCAGUGAAUGAGUGCAUGGAAGGAGUCUGUAAAAUGUAUGAGGAGCAUCUGAAGAGAAUGAAUCCCAACAGUCCAUCCAUUACAUAUGAUAUCAGCCAGUUGUUUGACUUCAUUGAUGACUUGGCAGACCUCAGCUGUCUUGUUUACCGUGCUGAUACUCAGACAUACCAACCGUACAACAAAGACUGGAUAAAGGAGAAGAUCUAUGUCCUCCUCCGCAGGCAGGCCCAGCAAGCAAGCAAAUAAUGGGGGCUCCAUCGCUACGUGGGUUUGGGGAGGGUUUGGACAACAGGUGUGUACAGAGUGUAGUAGUGAGCGUUUUGUAUUAUAGUCAUCCUGUUGCCAUCUUGAGAAACUCAUGAGCCAGGACUGACUGUCUUUUUAGAGAUACAAGGAUUUUGUUGGAUUUGACUUGUUUUUCAGUGUAAAUGGAGAAGAAAGUACAACAUCUUCAGCAGAGUUUUCAUUUUUUUUCCUCCAGUUUGCUAAUGGUCCUACCUUAUUUGAACCCCUGGGGCUAUUCACAUUGUACUUCACCACAUUUGCUGUAUGUGCCCCUCUGUGGGUUUUUAACAUUCAGUUAUGUCUUUGAGAUGUCUUAAUGGGAAAUAAAAACUUACCCUUUAGUUAAA